Molecule: messenger RNA, 1528 nt
Organism: Schistocerca gregaria
Lineage: Eukaryota; Metazoa; Arthropoda; Insecta; Orthoptera; Acrididae
Exons: 4
Coding region: 115-1137 (340 amino acids)
Biological process (GO): regulation of transcription by RNA polymerase II; positive regulation of DNA-templated transcription, elongation
Cellular component (GO): nucleus; cyclin/CDK positive transcription elongation factor complex
Molecular function (GO): cyclin-dependent protein serine/threonine kinase activator activity
Source: RefSeq, a predicted model, not a curated record
AUCUUUGUUUCCCUGUGCGCCUGAUAACGUGCCAAAUCCUAACACCACAAGAAUCUCACCGCCUCAGCUCACAAAUAGCGCACCUAUUCUUCCAAUCUCACCUUCCAUAAAAAAAUGUGUUCGCAGGUCAGCGGAUGGUACUUCACAAAGGAAGAGCUAAUGAGACCUGUCAAGCCCAACGGAACCGACUACGAAUCGGCUAAUCGAUACCGGAAGGAAAUGUAUAAGUUCAUGAUCGGUAUCGGCUCCAUAUUAAAAGUUCCUCAGUUGACUAUCUCAACAGCGGCCGUGUACUUUCACCGCUUUUAUGCGCGAAAAGACUUUUCUGAUUACGACCGUCACGAAGUAGCUCUGGUCUGCUUUUUUUUAGCCGCCAAAGUCGAAGAGACCCACGCCAAACUCAGAGAUGUCAUUGCUGCUGGAUGGUCUAUGAGAUACAAAGAACCAGUGAGUAUGGACAGCAACGAAUACAAUGCAAUUCGAGAUAGGCUGUUGGUGCUUGAACGAGUGGUCCUUCAGACCAUCACGUUCGAUUUGUCUAUAGAACACCCGUACAAGUUCGUUUUAGAGCAAGCCAAACAGCUGUGGGGACAGACAGAUCAUAGAGAGUUUGCUCAGACCGCGUGGAAUUUUGUCAAUGACAGUCAUAUGAGCGUGGUGUGCCUUCAAUUUCGCCCAGCGGCUAUUGCUUCGGCCGCUAUUUAUCUCGCCAGUAAAAUCCACAACGUGAAAUUGCCAGACAUCAAUAACAAGCCCUGGUGGGAAGUGCUCAACGUGAAUAUGAGCGAAUUGGAAGAUAUUUCAAGUCAAAUUCUGGACGUAUUCGAUCAACCCUUGCCUAGCGUUCCUCUGUCUAAAAAUAAUGCGCAGCCCAAAAGUCCUUCUGCAGACACGAAAAAAGACGCAACUGAAACCAAGGCGAACGAACCGCCAAGUGCUGCUCAAGAGUCGGAUUCUUCAAAACCGUCAACUGCGCAGGAAGCGACACGUCCCUAUCACCCUCCAGAGCCGACCAGAACGCCGCCUUAUCAGCCACCGCCGCCCCCAAAGAAGCCGUCGUGUCCGCCACCCCCGACUUCUAGGCCGCCGAGCCCACCUGAGAAGUCCUGUUCGCCAGCUCACCAGAAAGUUGUUUGAACUUUUUUUCGUCAAAAAACGUUUACGUUUUUUUACCGGCCUGUCAAGAGCUCAGAGAGGGCGCCGCCAUUUCGCGGCGGUGGGACGCCGAAGCAAGGAACGCGUGCGUCAACUGACGGAGCGACGCUAGUUUCAGUCGGUGUUCGCUCAGGUAGCUGUCCGAACAGGCCUUUGCGCGCUGGAUGACCGCUUCUGGUAUGCCUGCCAUGCGCGCCACGGCCAGACCAUAGCUGCCGCGACACUCUCCGGGAACCAUUCUGUACAACGGGGUAAUCUCUCGACGCGCGCCAUGCACGUCCGUGAGUGCAGACAUGUGACAUAGACAAAUGAAGCGCUUCAGGCGGUCAUUUCCCAAAAUUUCGCUAAUUAAUAAAUGAGAAUGUGUACUGAA